UAUGACCGUGUCUAGGUCUAGCUCACCUCAAGCCUUCCACAUCUAUUUUAUAUAUUGUAUUCCAUUCUAUUUUAUUAUGUUUUCCGAGGAUUCAAGAUCGAUCAAUUCAUUUAUUAACACAAUCAAAGCUAGGAAGAAACCGACCAACGUCUUACACAGUUCGAUGUGAAAUGAUCACGAAAGCACUUUGGAACAUACCAUCCCGCUCGAGCUGCAAUGAGCUUCUAAAACGGUAUCACGAUAUAGUUGAAUUUUUAGUCAUGCCAGAGUUCAUGAUCCAAUAUUUAAUUUCAAGCUUGUUCGACACAUUUGGCUCUAGUCUAGCUGAACCCCGGAGCAAAGAGAAAUUUAUCCCAUUCGUCGAAACAUUACUGAAGAAUGAGGAAACCCCAUUACCUCCAUCUCCAGAUGAUGGUAUUGCUUGGCUCAACACGUUUAGUGGGCCUAAUAUUCGGUUGGAAGUCAUGGGACUUUUAUUUUGUUUUAUAGGAAGAUCUUAUCAGAGUUUGGCGGAUGAAGAUCCAUUGUUUCAAAAAGAGGAGAAUCAUGGGAGGAAUAGAAGACAGACUAGUUGGAGAAUGAACGAGUGUGCGGAUGUGAUGGGGAAAAUGUGUGAUUGUACGGACGCAGUCAAUGAGAUUGUGGUUGCAUUUCGGGUGGCUAUUUUUGUUUUAGAGAGUGCUGUUGUUGGGGAUGAAAGUAUGUUGUCCUUUAUGUCCAGUUGAUUUUUGUGACACCGUCAGUCACUUAUGUGGGAGAGAUGCUAACACAGAGUUUCAAUACAAAGGUUACGGAAAUCUCAACCGUCAUGAAAACAUAGUAACAUCAGCCUACGCAUUCGGGCUUCACCGGCUCCCACAUCUUCCCCCGCACCUCCUAACAACUGCAGCCGAAUAUAAACGACGAGUCAUCGCUUCCGUUUACCAGAUGGACAAAUGUUGCUCAGCUCUCAAUGGCACUCCACCUGGUAUACCUCGUCUUUACUGUCGCCUUCAUACACUAUCCGAUCUCUCAGAAACAGAGCUUUUUCUUCCCCGCGCACAAAUGCAACAAGCAAUCGCCGAAUGUGACGAACAGGGAUGGAACCGAAAAGGCGAAAUGUACUGUGGAACUUGGAAUAGGAGUAUGAUGCCAAUCUACAUGGUCAAAGAAGAGAUAUUAGAAAGAGCUCUAGCAGUCGAUGUGCAGGUCAGUAGAGAGCGCAUCGAUUCGCUUCUUGCUCGAACUGCCUCACUUUCGCAAAAUCGACCACAGCAAUUUUCAUUCAAUCCAACAUCGACAGGUGUCGUGCUUUUCGUACAAUUAAUUGUUUCGUUGGAAACACUACAAAAUAAAUUUCUACUACAUCGUCUAGCAUUAGCAAAUCACCUAGAAGGAAAUUAUAAUCAAGGGUUAUUGGAUACAGCAAUGGAGAUGCUUGAAAAGGUUAUUAUGAUGUGGGAGAAAAGAGAUAAGUUAGUGGGGCUUGAAUUUUCUUUUGAUUGGGUUGUUACUAGUUUUGGCGUUCCAGCUGCGGGUGUAGUUUGUGUUGAGUUGCUUAAACUUAUGAGUGAUUGGAAUGGAUCUCGGAAGAGGAGCAAGAAAGAGAAGACGGGAACGGAGGGAGAUGAAAGGAGGGCAAAGGAGAAGGAGAAGACCAGAUUUUCAAGAAGUAUGGCGGUCCAAAAAUUAACGCUAUUUGCGGCGUUUUUAGAUUGGGUAAGGGAUACAGAUGGGAAUUAUGCAUUGUUGAAGAGGGUGAGAGGUGUGGUAGGACGGGUGCUGAAAUGGGUCCUUGAUGGUGGGGAGAUGAGUAGAGAAGUUGAUAAGGAAAAGGGGAAAGAUAUACCCAGACAGGAAGAUAAUUCCAGGGUGGUCAACAGCCAGGGCACAAUUAAUCCAGCGCGAGUGCAGAUGGAAGAACGUACGACUAGAGGCGCAACCGAAAAUUCGGGAUUAACCGAUCAAGGCACUCGGGAUUGGAACAUGGAAGCAGCAAACUUCACACCACAACUUAUGCAGCCAUCAACAACGAUAAACGGAGAUUUCACAUCAAACGUUCAAGGUGGAUUAGAUUUUAACAUGAAUACGGUAGGGUUGGAUCUAAACUUCGAUCUUGAAGGGAUUGGGAUGGAAGAGAUGUGGGGACAAGUUGACUGGUUAAAUGCGGGGGAUUGGAUGGGUGGAAGUGGCGGAGUAGGGGUGGGGGCGUAGGUGGUGCUGGGAAUGGGGGUGCGGGGUUUGGAUUCGGGUUUUAGCGGAGGGGGUGAGUGAGGGGUGGUUGAUUGA
This is a messenger RNA of Sclerotinia trifoliorum, 2268 nucleotides long. NCBI's taxonomy places the organism in Eukaryota, Fungi, Ascomycota, Leotiomycetes, Helotiales, Sclerotiniaceae. The record is from the annotation of a GenBank genome assembly.